GAAGAGCAGCCGUCGAUGCAUUUUGGUUAUUGAAGACUUAUAUAAACGAUUCAUCGAGAGCCAAAAUUUCAUAUUUCUCUGCUUUUGAAAUUCUCAAUCGAGAUUAUUGAGACGAAGAAGAGGAGGUUUUACGGAGUUUUGGGGAUUUUUUUUUUUUUGGGUAGUGGUGAUUCGAGAGAGGAUAGGAGGAGAAAGGUUUUUGGAUUGAAAGAGCUAGUUUGAUUAGAGCUGAGGGAAUGGGUCGCAGUUCGAAGAAGAAGAAGAAACAACGAGGAGGCAAUAACGGAAGAAGGGGUCAGCUAAAGGACCAUGGAUCUAAUGAUGACGAAGAGAACGAGCUUCUCUCCGAGGAGAUCACUGCUCUCUCUGCGAUAUUCCAAGAGGACUGCAAAAUCGUUUCGGAUUCGCGUUCGCCUCCUCAGAUAGUUAUUAAACUCAGGCCUUACUCGAAAGAUAUGGGAUAUGAGGACACCAACAUCUCUGCUAUGCUUAUAGUUAGGUGCUUACCGGGAUAUCCUUACAAAUGCCCCAAGCUUCAGAUUACUCCAGAGCAAGGCUUGACAACAGCUGAUGCUGAGAAGCUUCUAUCUCUUCUCCAGGACCAGGCGAAUUCCAAUGCUCGUGAAGGUCGGGUUAUGAUAUUCAACUUGGUGGAGGCUGCUCAAGAGUUUUUAUCAGAAAUAAUUCCGGACAGCCAUGAUGAGGAAUCUGUUCCAUGCUUGACUGCACAUCAGAGCGCUCAGUUCAUUGAAGAAGCUAUGCCUUCAAAUAAAGCAAAACCCUCUUCUGUUGGACCUUUCGUGUAUGGUUUUAUAGACCUUUUUAGUGGACUGGAAGAUUCGAGGAAUUGGAGUCUGAAUCUAGACGAAAAUAGGGGAAUCGUAUCUACAGUCCAAUCUCACCCACUAGAUACUUCAAAAAUUUUGCAUGAGAAGCCGGACAAGACUCUGAAGCGAUCUGAAAGCCACGCUAAAGAAGAAGUUGCAUUGCCUUCUCCCACUGCCAAAGUAAAUGCUCUUCAAGGAGAUCAUGUUGAUGGUACAAGCAUCUCUUCCUUCGACUCAAGUAACUCUACUGAAGAUGUGGAAUCUGGAUUUUUCCAAAGCGAGAAGAAGCAAGAAUCAAAUCUACAUGAUGACACAAGUGAAGACGACAACAAUCAUUCCGAAAGUGAGUCGUCAUGGUCUUCUGGUUCCUUAGCUCAAGAUCAACUGCCCCAGAUUAGCAAGCAAGAUCUACUAAUGGUCCAUUUACUUCGAGUUGCUUGCUCUUCCAAAGGGCAUUUGGCUGAUGCAUUGCCGCGGAUAACCGAUGAACUUUAUCAGCUUGGUAUAUUGUCUGAAGGGGUGUUAGAUUUAGCUUCCAAAUCUUCUCCAGACUUCAAUAGAACUUUUGAAGACGUAUUCAACCAAAACAUGGCCUCAACCAAAGUUCCUCAGUUUUGGGAGCCACCUUCUGAUUUCGGCGAGCCAAACGAGUCACUCCCAAGCUCGCGGUACCUCAGUGAUUUUGAAGAGUUGAAACCCCUUGGCCAAGGUGGAUUUGGUCACGUUGUUUUGUGCAAAAAUAAACUGGAUGGAAGACAAUAUGCAGUGAAGAAAAUUCGACUGAAGGACAAAGAAAUACCUGUCAACAACCGAAUAGUUAGAGAAGUAGCUACACUUUCCCGCUUGCAGCAUCAACAUGUUGUACGUUACUAUCAGGCCUGGUUCGAAACAGGAGUUACUGAUCCUUAUGCUGGCGCAAAUUGGGGAUCAAAAACUGCAGGGAGUUCAAUGUUCAGCUACUCGGGCGCGGUGUCAACUGAAAUUCCUGAGCAGGACAGUAAACUUGAGUCUACUUAUCUAUAUAUUCAAAUGGAGUACUGUCCCAGGACUCUCCGCCAGGUUUUUGAAUCAUACAAUCACUUCGACAAAGAUUUUGCAUUGCAUUUAAUUCGCCAAAUUGUGGAAGGAUUAGCUCACAUCCAUGGACAAGGAAUAAUUCACAGGGAUUUUACACCUAACAAUAUUUUCUUUGACGCCCGGAAUGAUGUCAAAAUUGGUGAUUUUGGCCUUGCAAAGUUCUUGAAGCUGGAACAGUUGGAUCAAGAUGGGGGUUUCUCUAUGGAUGUGGCUGGAAGCGGAGUUGAUAGUACUGGUCAAGCCGGUACUUACUUUUACACAGCACCUGAAAUUGAGCAAGGUUGGCCCAAGAUUGAUGAAAAGGCUGACAUGUAUAGCUUAGGGGUUGUAUUCUUCGAACUUUGGCACCCUUUUGGAACCGCUAUGGAGAGACACGUCAUUUUAAGUAAUCUGAAGCUGAAAGGGGAAUUGCCUCUCGAAUGGGUAAAUGAAUUUCCCGAACAGGCUUCUCUACUGCAGCGUCUGAUGUCUUCAAGUCCGUCUGAUCGCCCCUCUGCCACUGAACUUCUUCAGCACGCAUUUCCUCCCAGAAUGGAAUCUGAGUUAUUGGAUAAUAUUCUAAGAAUAAUGCAAAGUUCUGAAGAUUCAAGUGUAUAUGAUAGAGUAGUGAAUGUGAUAUUUGAUGAAGAAGUAUUAGAGACGAAAACCCAUCAGUCUGGUAAAUCGAGAGUCUGCGCAGAUGAUAGUUAUGUUCAAUACACAGAGAUGGAUACGGAGCUUCGCGAUUAUGUUGUUGAAAUCACAAAGGAAGUCUUUAGGCAGCACUGUGCGAAGCAUCUAGAGGUCAUCCCGAUGCGUUUGCUUGCCGAUUGUCCCCAGUUUAGCAGGAAAACUGUAAAACUUUUGACCAAUGGAGGAGAUAUGCUUGAACUAUGUUAUGAGCUACGUCUGCCUUUUGUACAUUGGAUCAGCGUUAAUCAGAAAUCCUCAUUCAAACGUUAUGAGAUAUCUCAUGUCUACAGGAGAGCAAUUGGCCACUCUCCACCGAAUCUGUGUCUUCAGGCGGACUUCGACAUCGUUGGAGGUACAACAUCCCUGACAGAGGCAGAAGUUCUCAAGGUAGUAGUGGACAUCACGACCCACAUCUUUCACCGCGGAUCUUGUGACAUUCAUUUGAAUCAUGGAGAUUUGCUGGAUGCGAUUUGGUCCUGGGCAGGAAUUAAGGCAGAGCAUAGGAGAAAGGUUGCAGAGCUUCUUUCCAUGAUGGGAUCCUUGCGUCCUCAGUCAUCUGAGCGGAAGCUAAAAUGGGUUUUCAUAAGGCGUCAACUUCUUCAGGAGUUGAAGUUACCUGAAGCUGUUGUCAAUAGGCUGCAGACUGUGGCUUCAAGGUUUUGUGGAGCUGCAGAUCAAGCACUUCCUCGUUUAAGGGGGGCUCUUCGUGCUGAUCGACCUACACGCAAGGCACUUGAUGAGUUGUCAAACCUCUUAACCUACUUGAGAGUCUGGAGAAUAGAAGAGCAUGUUCACAUUGAUCCUCUGAUGCCACCUACGGAAAGUUAUCACCGGAAUUUGUUUUUUCAGGUUUUCUUAACCAAAGAAAAUAGCACUGGGACAUCUAAUGAUGGCGUUUUACUUGCUGUUGGUGGUCGUUAUGAUUAUUUGGUUCAUCAAGUGUGUGAUCGUGAAUAUAAAAUGAAUCUCCCUGGUGCUGUUGGCGUCAGUCUUGCAUUGGAGACAAUAUUUCAGCAUCUUCCUAUGGAUCUAAGGCCUAUUAGAAAUGAAGUCAACACCAGUGUACUUGUUUGUUCAAGAGGAGGUGGCGGUUUACUGGUGCAGCGCAUGGAGCUAGUUGCGGAACUAUGGGAAAGAAGUAUAAAGGCUGAGUUUGUUCCAACACCUGAUCCAAGUCUUACAGAGCAGUAUGAAUAUGCAAACGAACAUGAAAUCAAGUGUCUAGUGAUUAUCACAGAGUCUGGGGUGACUCAAAAUCAAAUAGAGUUUGUAAAGGUUCGGCACCUUGAAUUGAAGAGGGAGAAAGUAGUACAAAGAGAGGAACUUGUGAGAUUUCUGUUGGCUGCAAUGGCUGUUCAAUUUAGAAACCCCUCUGUUUGGAGCUAAAGAAGAGUGCACAUCUUCUUUCCACGUUUACGUGCAUCGUACGUCAAUAUAUAAUAUAUGCACAUAUUGAUUGGUGUCGGCUGGUUAUGUUCGUUUACGUACACGAGCCCAACAACCUCUCUUCAAUUCGGUACUACUCAAACUUUGGUCAUUAUGAAGAUUUGCUGGAUGCGAUUUGGUCCUUAAUGCAAAGGUUUUUGUCAGUUCAAAUAUAUGGGUCAUUGUAUCAUAAACUGGUGUUCACUGUGAAAUUGUUAAACAGUACGAAUAUUGACAGGUUGAUACUUGAUAAUGUCACAAAUUUGUUCAUGAUGAUUUUAGAAAAUAUAUAAAAAGGUUAAUGGUCUAUAAUGUCUUCAUAGGAUUUAGAGGAACAAAAGCCCGUAUAGCUCAGUGGUAGAGCGUCAGUCUUGUAAACUGAAGGUCCGUAG
Messenger RNA from Thlaspi arvense, 4393 nucleotides. Lineage: Eukaryota; Viridiplantae; Streptophyta; Magnoliopsida; Brassicales; Brassicaceae. The record is from the annotation of a GenBank genome assembly.